AUGUCGAUGAUCAAGUGCUGCUUCGAGCCGCUCGAGAUGCCCGAGUUUCUGGACUCCUUCGUGAAGAAGUGCACCGAAGGAUGUUGCUGUGGUUGUUGCUCGGCCUUGCGGCCCCGCUACAAGCGGUUGGUGGAUAACAUCUUUCCGGCCAAUCCGGAAGAUGGAUUGGUGAAAUCCAACAUGGAAAAGCUCACCUUCUACUCGCUACGCUCUCCGGAGAAGUUGGAUCGUAUUGGCGAGUAUCUGUACCAGCGUGCCUCGAAGGACAUCUACCGGAAGCGCUACAAGUUCGUCGAGAUUGCCAUGGAAGCGAUGGAUCUGCUGCUGAUGGCAUGUCACGCGCAGAUACUCAACCUUUUCGUAGAGUCAUUUUUGCGCAUGGUGCAAAAGCUGCUCGAGGACACCAACCCAACGCUGCAAAUAAUGGCCACCAACUCAUUCGUACGAUUCGCCAACAUCGAAGAGGACACGCCGUCCUACCACCGACGGUACGACUUUUUCAUCUCGAAGUUUUCCUCCAUGUGCUACGGCAACAAUGACGACGUCGAGCUGCGCGACAGCAUUCGAAUGGCGGGUAUUAAGGGCCUGCAAGGAGUCAUCCGGAAGACGGUGUCCGACGAUCUGGUAGCGAACAUUUGGGAAAAGCAACAUAUGGAGAAAAUUGUCCCUUCGCUACUGUUCAACAUGCAAUCGGGUCCAUCGAAAUCCACCGAUACGGAGGCGACUCCCUCGACACCACCGCUGCUGGCAGAAGCGGUCCUCCGAGAACUCGUUAGCCGCGCAUCCUUCGGGCACAUCAAAUCCGUUCUUAAACCUUUGCUGACGCAUCUGGAUCACCACAAGCUGUGGGUUCCGAAUCGAUUCGCCAUCGAUACGUUCCGCAUCGUGAUGAUAUCGAUUCAGCCGCAGUAUUCGUACACCGUCGUCGAGACGCUGAUGUCCCAUCUGGACCAAAACUUGACUUCCUCACCAAAAACGCGCACGUCGCUGGCCGUGGUCCUGUCGAAGAUCAUCGCAAUUGCAGCGGGCGAGAGCGUGGGCCCAUCAGCACUCGACAUUAUCAACAACUUGCUUAUGCACCUGAAGACGAGCGUUAGCACCCAGCACGAGUCGACACCGGAGGAAACACAGUAUCAGGAGGCGCUGAUUAACGCCCUGGGCGAGUUUGCAAAUCAUCAUCCCGACUAUCAGAAGAUCGAAAUCAUGCUGUUCAUCAUGAACACCGUGCCGGAUCCGUCGAACAAGAGCAAAGGCGACCAGCUGUUGCAGAAUAUUCUGCUGAAGAGUUUACUCAAGGUCGGCACACAGUACCGGACAGUUUCGUUCGAGAAAGCGUUCCCGGUGUCGUUCUUGCAGCCGUUGUUAAAGAUGGGCCGGGCGGCGUCCAUCCCGAUACGCAUCAUCGUGAUGCAGAUUUUCCAGCAGUUGCUCGAUAGACACCAGAACCAACAUCUGCUAAAUGUGAUCAACGUGACGCACUACCCGACGCUAACCAUCGAGCACCCGUCGCGUUCGGACAUUUUGUUCACGCACAAGUACGGGUCCAACAUUCUGCAAGCAAUCAUCGAGAGCAUGUCGCAGGAGAACCAUCUGGAGGUGCUGAAAUCGUCCUACAACACGAUCGCGCUGGUGAUCGUUGAAAUGGCCUGUGGCGAAACGGUGCAAGAGUUUCUGCUGUUCAUACUGGGCGUACAGCAGGUGGCCGUAACCGAGGUGGAACUGUCGCCGAAGCACCGUUGCAAUCUGCACAGCAUUGCCAUUUCGCUGCUCAUCCUGUUGGGACGCUGCACCGCCAUCGGAACGCUGGUCGAGUACAUCGAGAAGCUCAUUCAGGCUCGCAUAGAAGAAGCAUCAUAUCUGCUGCCACCGCUGAUGGACAACGAUAAAAGCGCACCGAGCACGCUCAACACCAACCUGCCGCAUCUGCUGAUCGACAAGCUGGCCGUGGUGGAAUGCCUGCAGCAGGCCGGUCUCGAGAGCAACCGCGUCCAGACGGGCACCCCGUACGCGUUGAACCAGACGGACAUAUCCGCCCAUCGUCACUCCUGGGUGGACACGCACAGUGCCGUCCGACACAGUGUGGUAGAUUCGACCUACAACGACAUCGAGAGUGUUAGCAGCUCGCCCGGCGUGCAGAAACGUUCGCUCGCGUCUGAGUAUAACUUCGAGUCGAUGAAGCGCGUCCUUGCUGAACCAACGGAAGCCACCAAACGCGAGGCACGCGAAAAGCAGAUGCAAAUCGGACGUACAUUCCGCGAGACGGCCUUCGAGGAUCUGGUCCGGCGAACGGAACCAAAGCACGACGUUAUCCAGAACAAGUUGAAUGAAAUCUUCAACGCGCUGUCGGCGGAACGGCAGAUCUCGAACACGUCGUGCAGCACAGGACGGCACGCCGGUUCCGGUCAGCGACCGAUCUACGAGAACAACUUCCCGGAACUGUUCUUUUACUAGAAAGGAUUGCAUCUUUGCAUUCUGCAGCAUUCUAGGAGACGGCGUGGCAAUCGGAACUCGCAAAACCAUGUGCGGGGUUUCUGUUUAAAUUUGUUUUGUGGUAUUGGAAUCAAAUCGUGGUUGUAUUUAUUUUGCGACGAUAGCACAGUAUGUUGGUGAUUGCUAGAGACAUGUAUCAAAUAUAUAUAUGGCUGGUUACGACUUCA
Messenger RNA from Anopheles nili, 2657 nucleotides. RefSeq names its product protein EFR3 homolog cmp44E (gene stmA). The transcript is spliced from 5 exons. Bases 1 to 2451 code for a protein of 816 amino acids. Gene Ontology annotation, biological process: protein localization to plasma membrane. Gene Ontology annotation, cellular component: plasma membrane. The record is from RefSeq and is a predicted model, not a curated record. Lineage: Eukaryota; Metazoa; Arthropoda; Insecta; Diptera; Culicidae.